Molecule: messenger RNA, 2122 nt
Organism: Cottoperca gobio
Lineage: Eukaryota; Metazoa; Chordata; Actinopteri; Perciformes; Bovichtidae
Product: tripartite motif-containing protein 16-like
Exons: 3
Coding region: 159-1826 (555 amino acids)
Molecular function (GO): protein binding; zinc ion binding
Source: RefSeq, a predicted model, not a curated record
AUCUACAGCUGUGUGGAUGGGUCUAACCAACAUGGCGCUGCACACACACAGCUGACAGGCUCCACUCGCUGCACACACACAUGCUUUGAGAUCGCAGCUCAAACUAGUUUCACUUCUCAGGAAGUGAGACUCACACAGUCGCUGGCAGUGAAGGAGAAAUGGCGCAGAAAGGAGUUCUGGACCGGGAAACCUUGUGUUGUUCCAUCUGUCUGGAUCUACUGAAGGAUCCGGUGACGACUUCCUGUGGACACAGCUACUGCAAGAACUGUAUUCAAAGCUUCUGGGAUGGAGAGGACGAGAAGAGAAGCCACAGCUGCCCUCAGUGCAGGCAGACCUUCACACCGAGGCCUGUCCUGGUGAAGAGCACCAUGUUAGCAGCUGUAGUGGAGGAGCUGAAGAAGACUGGACUCCAAGCUGCUCCUGCUGAUCACUGCUAUGCUGGACCUGAAGAUGUGGGAUGUGAUGUCUGCACUGGGAGAAAACUGAAAGCCUUCAAGUCCUGUGUGCAGUGUGUGGCCUCUUACUGUGAGAAACACCUCCAGCCUCAUUAUGAUGCGGCUCCAUUAAAGAAACACAAGCUGGUGGAGCCCUCCCAGAAGCUCCAGGAGAACAUGUGCUCUCGUCACGAUGAGGUGAUGAAGAUGUUCUGCCGUACUGAUCAGCAGUGUAUCUGUUAUCUCUGCUCUCUGGAGGAACAUAAAGGCCACGACACAGUCUCAGCUGCAGCAGAAAGGACUGAGAGGCAGAGAGAGCUCGAGGGGAGUCGACUAAACAUCCAGCAGAGAAUCCAGGACGGAGAGAAAGAUGUGAAGCUGCUUCAGCAGAAGGUGGAGGUCAUCAAUCGCUCUGCUGACAGAGCAGUGGAGGACAGUGAGAAGAUGUUCACUCAGCUGAUCCGUCUCAUGCAGAAAAGAAGCUCUGAUGUGAAGCAGCAGCUCAGAUCGCAGCAGGAAAGUGAAGUGAGUCGAGUCAAAGAGCUUCAGGAGAAGCUGGAGCAGGAGAUCACUGAGCUGAAGAGGAAAGACGCUGAUCUGAAGCAGCUCGCACACACAGAGGACCACAACCAGUUUCUACACAACUACCCCUCACUGUCCCCACUCAGUGAGUCUACACUCUCCUCCAGCAUCAACAUCCCUCUCAGAUACUUUGAGGAAGUGACAGCGGCUGUGUCACAAGUCACAGAUGAACUCCAGGACGUUCUGAGAGAGAAGUGGACAAACAUCUCACAGACUGGGACUGAAGUGGAUGUUUCACUGUCAGCAGAGCCCAAGACCAGAGCUGGAUUCUUAAAGUAUUCACGUGACAUCACACUGGAUCCAAACACAGCACACACACAGCUGUUAUUAUCUGAGGGGGGCAGAAAAGUGACAGUAAUGAGUCAACAACAGUCUUAUUCUCGUCACACAGACAGAUUCACUGAAUAUCGUCAGGUGCUGAGUAGAGAGAGUCUGACUGGACGUAGUUACUGGGAGGUGGAGCGGAGCGGGGGGGGAGUUUAUGUAGCAGUCGCAUACAAGAACAUCAGCAGAGCAGGGGGGGGUGAUGAAUGUGCAUUUGGAUGUAAUGAUAAAUCCUGGGCGUUAUAUUGUAACAAUAACAGUUACACAUUUUAUUACAACAAAGUCCAAACUCCCGUCUCAGGUCCUGCGUCCUCCAGACUCGGAGUGUACCUGGAUCACAGAGCAGGUGUUCUGUCCUUCUACAGCGUCUCUGACACCAUGACUCUCCUGCACAGAGUCCACCACACAUUCUCUCAGCCGCUCUACGCUGGAGUUUAUUUAUAUUAUCCUCCUGGAUCCACUGCUGAGUUCUGUAAACUCAAGUAGACAGAAGUAAAUCUCUGGUUCUCCUUCAGGGAGUCUUCUUCUCUCAAUACUGCAGAACUUCUUCUGUGAAACACAUCGACACACUGCAGCAAGUAUUCAUGUGUUCAGUGAAGACGAGCUCUAAUGAACUCCUGCAUGAAGCAGCCAUGCCGGUGCUGGAGGUGACCUGCAGCCUGAUUGGCUGGUUCUGUCUCUACCUGUUGUUCUGCUGCACCUUCACUCGGCGGGGGCCCGAGUGGAGCUGCCGGCUCGUCACUUUGUCCCACGGGGUCGUCAUCGUGCUGCUGACUGCGUAC